Microcebus murinus (gray mouse lemur) is the source of this 4937-nucleotide messenger RNA. NCBI's taxonomy places the organism in Eukaryota, Metazoa, Chordata, Mammalia, Primates, Cheirogaleidae. The record is from RefSeq and is a predicted model, not a curated record.
UGCAGACGCCUCGUGGCUACAGUCGCUGCGGGGCUGCAGCUCAGACGCUGAGCCUCAGGCGCUCGGAGCCAGGCACCGCCACCUCACAAUGUCUGAUGAACCGGAUUUCAUUAUUGUAACUAUUGAAGAUGACAGUGAUCACGGUAUUAGCGAUGAUGAUGACGAUGUGACAGUUGAAGAUUCUGACACAGACUUUACUCAGGACAUAUUUUACACUGAUGAUAUGGCGAACAUACAACCAGAUUUUGAAGACAGCAGUGAUGACUUUCAGGUUCCACCCCAAAUGUCAUAUGGAGAUGAAGGUUUAGUAAUCCCGGGUGACCAAACAGUUCCAGAAAUGAACCACACAGCAAAUUUAAAAAGAGACAGCCCCAACUUAGUGGAAGAAGGACUUGUCCCAUCGCACAAAAAAGGACGAUCAUCUACUCCGAGGGAGAAUGCUAUGGAUUUACCAGAACUUAUUGAAAGCACAUAUAAUCAGGUUAACCAGCUUUGUGAAAUCGUUUCAAAAAUGCAACAUUCUAGGAAGAGUCCAUUGAUGCUAAAAUGUGAAAAUUGUCACGCAUCAUUAUCAGUGGAAAGUCAGGAAGCCCAUGCCUGGGCCUCUCCUGCAGGAUCAUCUCUUCAGUCAGCAGCAUGCCCUGAAUCGCAGCAGCCAGACCCUAGGGAGAGUCCACCACUUCCCAGAAUUGUCUCUACACAUUCAUUACAUCCGCAUUACACACAAGGCAGUGCAUUUCCUGGUCUCUCUGGACUACCAUAUUUUUUCAACGAAGGUGCUGCAAGUACCAAUGGUGUCAUCCCAUCUGCCCAAGCUACCACGGCAGUACCUAUACCAGUUCUGCCACAAGUGCAGCCCAGUCUGCCAAAUAAUCCUGAUAUGAAGAAUUACUCAGUUUUACCUGAAAAUGAGAAUAUGGGCUCACAUGUUACUUCAUCAUCUUUCUGCAUGCCUCCCAAUUUUGCAAUGCCAGGAAAAGUAGAACCCAGCCUUGAAAACAACACCAAGAUAAUGAAUUACCCAACUUCAUUGGGAAAUCACAGUGGCCAAGAUACAGCCUAUUCAUCUCACUCCAUUCCUCCCAAUUUUGAUAUGCCAAAACUAGCAGAAGCCAGCCUGGAAAACAACCCUGAGACAAUGAAUUAUCAAAAUUUGUUGGGAAAUGAUAGUGGCCACUAUUCUUCCUCUUCAUCUGUCUACCCUCCUACUAAAUUUGAAGUUGAAAAGUUUAUACUUAUAGAAAUUCCAGCACAAGCAGAAGGCAACUCUCAGACAAUGUAUUAUCCAGCUUUACUGGGAAAUAUCCAUGCCCCAGGUACUGCGACUUCAUCUCUUCCCGGCACUUCUAAUUUUGUACUUGAAAAAGUUAUAAUCAUAGAAACGCCAGGAAAAGCAGCAGAAACCAGCCAAGAAACGCCAGGAAAUGCAGCAGAAACCAGCCAAGAAAUGCCGGAAAAAAUAGCAGAAACCAGCCAGGGAAACAACUCUCAGACAACUGUAUUUGGAAAUGACAGUGGCCAAGAUGCUGCCUCUUCAUCUGCCUCCAUUCCUCCCAAUUUUGGAUAUCUUGGUGAUCCAAAAAGAAAUGUCAAGAUGCUUACAAUUCAUUUGGUGACUGCACAAAAGAAGAUCAAACCUAAGAAUGCAGCCCGCUUCUUGGUUCGUAAUUUGUUCACCAAGGACAUCCUGAUUUGCAGCUCUGUGAGUGCCAAUUCACAAGGCCGCCAACGCCUAGAUCCAAACAAAAUGGCUGCACUAAGAGAAUAUCUGGCAAGAAUUUUUCCCAACUAUGAUUUGAGUGAACAUGGAAAAGAUUGGAAAGAGUGUAUGUCUGAUAUCAGUUCUCUGAUCCGCUAUUUAUGUUCUGAAAACAAAAGACUACAAAACACUGUUGGCAAAAAUAAAGGCCCUACCAACCCUGGUGAACCAGCAUCUGCAGAUUUGAAUGGUAAAAGGGGUAGUGUUCACAGUAAAGGCCAUUCUUCGUUACCUUUGCAAACGAGCACCUGGAACACAAGAGAAAAUGGGGCUUCUCAGCAGCCCAGUAAUGCUAUUUCUAAAGAAAUGAAAAAUCCUUCCAUUGGUAACUCUACAGCACCUGAAGAAACACUGAAUUAUUUUGGAAAUCCACGUAGAAAUAUACAGAUGCCAUAUUCAGUACUGAGUACAGCAAAAGAGAAGUCUCGCCCAGCGCUGUCAGCCAGAUACCUUAUUCGUAACCUGUUCUCUGAGGACGUCCUGGUCAAAAGUAAUGUCUAUGGCAAUCUGGGGCGUGGCGUGAGUGCCCUUAACCCCAAUAGGAUCAGCGCUCUCCGAGAAUUUCUCCAAGAUGUCUACCCGACUUGUGAUCUAUCGGAAACCGGGCAUGACUGGAAGUUGUGUGUGACAGCGAUCAACAGCUGUAUCCGUAGCCUCAGAUAUGACCUCAAGAAGUCCAUAGCCAAAUCCAAGAAGCUUGCAGCAGCGACCCCUUCAGCAGAGUCAAAGCCAAAAGAUACUGCCUCAACUGACUGAAGUACCUGAAUGUCAACUGUCUAAAUUCUUUAAGCUGUUACAUCAUUUUGUAUGUUUCUCAAGUUAUAAUUCCAAAAUUAGCCUUUUGUAGUGGCAAAGUAAUUUUGCACUCACACCUGAAAAAAUAGGCAAAGCUGUUUUUCUGCCUGUUAGGGAGGGAAUUGCAUUAGGAAGACAUGUGAUGCUUCAUUUCUGGAAUGCAGGGGUGGCCAGUAUUUUGAUGAGAACCUCUGAUGGAGGUAAUGGGAGAGAAUGCUUCAUGGUGGUCAUUGCUGCUGAAUGGAGAGUAAGAAGAGCAGCACACUUAGCACUUACUGAUAGAUAAAAUCUGAUUGUCAGUGAGUUAUGAAGAGAACUGUAGUUAGAAAAAGCAUAAUGCCAAGUGUAGAAACAUGCACAUAGUAGACACAGUAUUCUCCAGGUGAAUAGUAACUAUAGAGCUUAGGUUUAAACUCUGCUGAUUCAGAAGCAAGGGUUUGGUUUACAUGCAAUCAGAACACCACAGUGGCUUUCUUAUAUAUCCACCAUAAUACUAGGAUUGACGUCACAUUGUUUAACCCAAGCUUUCCAGAGACAAGAUCUAUGUUCUCUGGAUUUACUACUGAUGAGAAUGACAUUCUUUGAAUUAAUUCCUGAUAACAUUCCAUCACAGAAGUUUGCUCAGAGUGAACCGAGAAAAUCAUAUUAGGAGACUUGUUGGUUCCAUUUUUAUAAUUUAAAUUUAAGAAUAUGGCACUAUGAAUAAUAAGAAUCUGACCAAAUUCAGACACUAACAUUAUUUUUGGUUUUUGAAAUGUCUGGAUGAAGGUUUUAAUAUGUUUGCUGUGUUUUUCUGAUAAAUUCUACUAGUUAAAAUGAUUCUACUAAUCGAAAUGCAUACAAAUUUAAAUCUUACAAAUUUAAAUCUUACAUGAGAAAAGAUUGAUCAGAAAUUCAAUUAGAAAAAAGUGGUCUUAAAGAAUAUUGGUGGGAUUAUUAGAGAAUUUAAAAAUAAUUGGAUUUUGCUCCCACAUAGGGUUUUAUUUUUAACUGAUGCACUUUUUUUAAAGGCAGUCUUGAAUGUUUUAGCCGUAGGAAAUACUAUAUAAUUUCAUUCUUUUAUCAUUUGUGUUUAAGAAACAUUUUGUCACUUUUAGUGCCAUCUUUCCACUUCUAACCUCUCAAACAGUCCUCAGUUACAUUUAUUUUAUAGCAUUCUUAGGCAUUCAAAAAGCAAAUUUUUUUCCUUGUAAGAGUUCAACCUUUAGUUAUGGCCAUUUGCUCGUGACCCAUGGCUUUGUCUUAGAUAAUUGACUUUAAUUCAAGUUUUUUAUAAGGUAGAGAAGCAAAUUCAAUAGAAAGUAAUGAGUCAGUCAAAUAAUAUAAAUUUUUGAAAAUUGACAAUUCUUUUUAUUUUUGUGACUUGCAAGAUAGUUUAAGAUGUUUUCAUGUGACCAAUUCGUAGAAUGGAUACAUAUUUUCAUAUGAUAUAUUUUUUUGAAAAUUCAACUUUUAGAUUAUUUUAGUGAAAUAUAGUUUUACAAAGAUAAGAUAUUCAAGAUUUAUUUUUAAGACUAUUCUUUAAAUAAAUAAUUUGCUGUAGUAGAUGCCUUUAGCUUAAUAAAACCAUAGUAUUUCUACAUACACCUUUAUAUGUUAGGCUAUGCCUACAAAGGUCUUAAAAGUAGAUAAUUCAAGAACAUCUUUCAUAAAAAAUCUUCCAUAGAGGGCAAAGUGUUUUGACUAGAGUUAUUCAGAUUUAUUCAUGUAAGAUAGUCUUUGGCUUCUUCACCAUUCAGUUUCAUAAAUAAUUUUAGAAACUCCUGGCAAUAUAGCUAAUACAGAAAAGUAAUCCACAUUUUAAAUAUAGAUCAAUAUAUCACAUUGUACCCCAUAAACAUAUACAAUUAUUAUUUGUCAAUUCAAAAUAAAAUUAAAGAAAGAAAAGUAAAGUUAUAUCCUAGGCAAGAGUAAAUUUCAAAUGGUAUAUGCAGAUUCAUGGUAUAUGAAAUAUUCCCUGGACUAGAAACAAAAUCACAAAAACAAAACUUUAUAUUUACAAAAAUGUUUCAAGAUUUAUGUGGCCAACUUAUAGUGGUUGCUUACAUAAAUUAUUGAGAGCAACCCUGUCCAAUAGAGCUUCCACAAUGAUAGAAAAUGAAAUAAACCUUAAAAAAUUAAAAGAAAAUACAUUUGCAUUGUCCAGUGUGGUAGUCACUGGGCACAUGUGGCUAUCUGAGUAUUUGAGAUGUGACUAAGUAGACAGAGGAAACACAUUUAAAAUUCGAUCUCAUUUUAGCUACUGAAAACUUAAAAUUAAGUAGCUACAAAUGGGUAGUGGCUACUGUGUUGGAUGGCAUAAUUCAAAAUGCCCUUUAUUAAAAAAAUAUUUUAAAUGUUUCCUAUAGCUUGAAUUAUAAUAAUAUAUACACAACUUCUUGAA